UUCUCUACUGUGGUUCGACCUUCUACAGUCGGUAAGAGGGAUAUGUUAGACAUUGUCCAUUGUAAAUCCUUUUUCAUCCUUCUUUAAAACAACACCUAGCACAACACAAAAAGAUCCGGCUUCAAUCAAAUUUGACCGACCAGGUUAAAACAGACUAAAUUGAUCAUGUACGCCUGUGCAAAGUUCGUCUCCACGCCGGCUCUGGUCCGUGCUGGCUCCCGGGCUCUUUACAGACCCCUGUCUGCCUCUAUGCUGUCCAGGCCUGAGGUCAAUACAGAGAGAAACGUAGCCCUCAUGCCACAGAGCCCCUUCACCCAGGUAGCUCUCAGAGGCUUCCAGACCAGUGCUGUGAGCAGGGACAUUGAUACCGCUGCCAAAUUCAUUGGUGCUGGAGCCGCCACAGUCGGAGUGGCUGGAUCUGGUGCUGGAAUUGGAACAGUGUUCGGCAGUCUCAUCAUUGGAUAUGCCAGGAACCCAUCAUUGAAGCAGCAGCUCUUCUCCUACGCUAUCCUGGGAUUCGCCCUGUCUGAAGCUAUGGGCCUAUUCUGUUUGAUGGUUGCUUUCUUAAUCUUGUUUGCUAUGUAAAAGAAAUCUGUCUAUAGAAACUGUAAUUACAGAUGUGACUACAUAUUUUAUUGUGGCUACCAAAAUUGUUCCGUGUUGGUGUCAUGGAAAUGUACAUUUUCAAGUCUGUCCGACACUCUCAAAAUAACAGAAACAUGUAUUGUAAAAAAUGUAAGAAAUUACAUAAUUAAAAUGCAUGUAUUUGACUAGUUAACAUAUGGCAGUAUGUUUUCUAUGUAAGGAAUCAUGUUUCACCACAAUCAAGAUGCCAACUAGCUUCUAUUGAAUGUCAACAUGGGAUUAUACAAAGGAACUGCUUAGAUGUCAUGUAAAUCAGUCUGGUGCAUUUGCCAUUUUCAGUGCAUCAUGUGUUCGCUUCUGUGGGUCCACAUUUAUGUUGUCGUUGGUUCAAGUGCAGGUCAAUAGCAUUCUGUAAGUAGGCAGCAAGUGGGCACUUGCUCUUGUAAAUGGAAUUAAAUAAAUCUAGAACACAAUUUGAUUGUGCUAAA
Messenger RNA from Oncorhynchus keta (chum salmon), 1073 nucleotides. RefSeq names its product ATP synthase F(0) complex subunit C3, mitochondrial-like. The record is from RefSeq and is a predicted model, not a curated record. Gene Ontology annotation, molecular function: proton transmembrane transporter activity. The coding region runs from base 166 to 585 and encodes 139 amino acids. The transcript is spliced from 5 exons. Lineage: Eukaryota; Metazoa; Chordata; Actinopteri; Salmoniformes; Salmonidae. Gene Ontology annotation, biological process: proton transmembrane transport; proton motive force-driven ATP synthesis.